This is a messenger RNA of Entrophospora candida, 945 nucleotides long. NCBI's taxonomy places the organism in Eukaryota, Fungi, Glomeromycota, Glomeromycetes, Entrophosporales, Entrophosporaceae. The record is from the annotation of a GenBank genome assembly.
AUGUUAGAACACAACGAUAUACAAGGAUAUUGGGGAGAAAAAACUGCCACAAAUUGGUGUGAAGAUAAUUAUUCUUUAACGCAUUAUAUUGCCGAAUUUUUCAACACAUUAUCAUCAUUUUGUAUGGUAUGUGUAGGAAUAUUUGGUAUGUAUAUGCACUCGAAAGGAUUUGAAACAAGAUUUUUAAUAUGUUUUGCUACAAUUAUAGUAGUGGGUAUAGGAUCAAUAUUGUUUCAUGGUACUUUAUUAUUCUCAUUACAACUAUUUGACGAAGUGCCGAUGAUGUUUUGUGUAACGACAUUAUGUUACUCGAUCAUUGAGAAUAAGAAAACAAGAAGAUUUGGUAGAUGGUUUCCGAUCGCCUUGGCAACCUGGUGUUUAUUAAUCACUUCCAUCAUGAUAUUUUCUGGGAGAUAUCAUCAUGAUAAAAAAAUGCAAUUAAUUGAAGUUUUUGUGUUUCAAGUGUCAUUUGCAAUAAUGGCGGGGUUUUUUUACAUCUACAUUAGUCUUUUAAUGGUUCGUCCUAAACUUUAUUCUACAAAACACAUCAAAACAUUAUGGAUAACGGGCAGUUUAGUAUUUUUAAUUGGUUACGUUGGAUGGAAUGUGGACAUGCAUUUUUGUAGUUUGAUGAACCAAUUACCGUUUAGUUUACCAAAUCCCCAAUUACACGCCUGGUGGCACUUAACAGCUUCUUACGGAAGUUACGUAAUGUGUGUGUUGGUGGCCUAUGAUAGGUCAAAGACUUUAGAACAAGAUGUUUGCGUAAAAUGGGUCCUUAAUAUUUUACCUUAUGUUCACAUUAUAGCAUCUGAUGAAAAGAAAGAAAUAUUAUCGUCACCAAGGAAAAGAAGAUCCAGAUUUUUGAAAAAUAAUAAAUCACCAGAUUCAAAUCAAGAAAAAGUUCCUUUAUUAAGAGAUUCUGAAUCUGAUUCUAGUAACUAG